Drosophila santomea is the source of this 2682-nucleotide messenger RNA. RefSeq lists its product as uncharacterized. The record is from RefSeq and is a predicted model, not a curated record. The transcript is spliced from 2 exons. The coding region runs from base 464 to 2410 and encodes 648 amino acids. Gene Ontology annotation, molecular function: zinc ion binding; nucleic acid binding. Lineage: Eukaryota; Metazoa; Arthropoda; Insecta; Diptera; Drosophilidae. Gene Ontology annotation, cellular component: nucleus.
UGGCUCUGACAAUUCCAUCUAAAUCGUAGACAAGGCCGGAAAAAUACUUGCGUUUUGUUAUGUAGCUUUCGACUGGUGGAAAAGCCGUUCACACAUAUUUUAAACACCGAUUCCAAACAAAUUCAAAUGUUUUGCCAACAUUUCGUAUUAGAAUAGUAGCACAAAAAAUAAGAAGCGGUCGAGGAAUUUUGCGCGACCCAAGUGUAUCAAAAAACCCUUCUGAUUUCAACGACGACCAGAGUUCUCUAUUUUCUAUGAAAAGCGACGAGUCCAAGAACUAAAAAAAAUAAAGCACAGCAAAUCCCAGAAUCAAAGAGGCCAUUAAAGGAGCAACGCAGUCGGACCAGAUGUGCUAACUAAGAAACCAGGUCCACAACCAUUCCCAGCCAAGUCCCCCAAAGAGAAGCCAUCAGCCUAGUGCGUAAGCUAUCCACAAUCCACAGUAGUUGCCACACCGCAGGACAUGUUGUCCCACCGCUUCAACAUGCAUCCGCAGAGGCGACUGCCCGUCAUCCACGAGGAGAUCGCCAAGCAGUGUGCCCUGAACAUUGUGCGCGUGGCCUCCGCCAUGCCGCAACCGCAGCCCCGCUGCCCAUCCGGUCAUGUGGUCGUGCUCGUGGAGCUGCGCCGGGCGGACGAGCCGACCGUGUACCGCUACCAGGUGAAUGUGCCGCCAACGGGCUGGCCCAGCGAAGAUCUGGAGGAGGGGGAUCAGCGAUGCCAGCAGUUGGUGCUGCCCGGAACCCUGGAAACUCUGGGCCUCAAGCUGCAACAGCCAGAGCAUUUUCCGUGUCCAAUGCAUGGCUGCUCCAUUAUGGAGAUGGGCUGGUCACCGAAAUCGAGCACGGGUCCACCUCCUAUGCUGAUGAUGCAGUCUGCGGUACACGUCAUCGAUGGGCAGAAUAGCCCCACGGACUUUACCACCUUCAGCGAGCCCGUCGUGACUUGUGAGUCACCGGAUAAUAUGAGAGCGCACUUUAUGGCCAGUCUAUACCAGCAGCAACCCAGUCCGCUGAGCUACUCGGACAUCUGGGUGCCAGAAGGUCCACCGGAGGGCCUGCCCAGAAGCGAGACCCUCUCCACGCCCCUUUUUCCACAGCUUUGUCUGGGCGAGAACUACGAGGGUAUGGUCGCCAACAGGAUACGACCAAUCAAUGGUUACCAGGCAGCAUCGAAGCCAAUUGUAAGCAAUCCUCGCCACAUCGCCGAACUGUGCUUGAACAGCAAUGGAGAGUAUGUGCUCAAUGAGCAGCUGCAUCGUCCAUUGAUCAGCUGCCAUCCCAACCCGAUUACUCCCAGUGUCGUGAGAAGGGAGCAACACUACUUCUUCCAACAUCAGAGCCAUCAGGUGGAGUCCUCCCUUAAAGGACUCAACGGCUAUGUGAGCGAUCUAUCCGGCAAUGGUUACAUCAGUCAGGAGUCUGGUAAGCCCAAAAAUGGUUACAUGGAUCAGCCGACCGCCUUUGCAGACCAACGGAUUGCCCUGCACACAAAUCUGGGACAGGGACAGGGGUAUGGACACGCAUCAGUACCCGGAUUUAGACCCAAUCACUUGCAGAGUAGUGUGGCCAUGAUCGAUCCACGCUUGCGUCAGGAAGCAGUGGUGAAACCACAGAAACCAGGUUUGGCACAGGCGUCGGAGGUACCUACAGCAAAUCCCCAGGAGCUGCAGUCGCUCUUCCGCUGGAACUACUGUGCAUUGUGCCACGUGGUCAUACGGUCGGGACGGAAUGCCAUUGACCACUACUCGUCGCGUGCCCAUGAGCGCAGGAUCAGCUCGUGGCUAUUGCGUCAGUGCUACGCAAACCUGGCUGGACAGGAUGCGGACGGGAAUUUGGGCGGCUCCAUCGGCCAAACGGACUUCUACUGCAAGUUGUGCGACCUGAGGCUGACCUCGUUGUCGCACGCACAGCAGCACUUCUUUGGACGCCGCCACCUAAUGGUGGCCCGCCACAGGAUCAGGCCAUAUGGUGAUGGCUUCUACGAUCGGGAGGGCAAUUGGGUGCGCACGGACGCCAAGUAUCCCAUGUGCGAGCUGUGCGACGUGAGCAUCACCUCGGAGUCCCAAAUGGCCAUGCACCUGGCGGGGGCACGUCACCGCAGACGGGUCCAUAUUGCCUAUGCGGGUGGGUCCGCCGGGGACAUGGAAAUGGGCAUGGGUCUGGACCCGAUCGAUGGCACGCACAUGUACCGGAUCAACGGAUCAUCGCUGACCCCAAUAAGGCCCUUGGGUCUGCAGAUGCUCCAUGGCACCCAUCCGCUUCCCCUAAACGAUCCCAGUGCCGCCUUUUACUGCGAGGCAUGCAACAUCACGCUGAACCACCUGAAGUCGGUGAUGCAGCACGAGCAGGGACGCAUGCACCGCCGGAAUAUGCACAGAUUUCCCGGCCAACCGGUCUCCUACGAGUGACCUUUGGGAGUGAGUGGGAGAUAUCUGAUGAAAAGCAAAGUGGAGCCGCAACCGUACUAGUCAACGAGGAAAGUAAGGAAGGUGCCGGGAGGAGGUUUUCAGUACGCGAUCUUUGGAUACCCAAACAAUAAAUAGUAAGAUGUCUGGAGUUCUUACUGGCCCGACCAACUUCCUGCUGCGCUGUGUGUUAUUUGCAAUUUAUUUUUGAUCUAUCUACCUUUUCUAUAUGUUUUCUAGUAGUAUAAUAAAUAUGCCCCACAAAUCUAAAUGCA